This is a messenger RNA of Sander lucioperca (pikeperch), 4626 nucleotides long. It is a transcript of the gene tapt1a, whose product is annotated as transmembrane anterior posterior transformation 1a. The transcript is spliced from 15 exons. Gene Ontology annotation, cellular component: ciliary basal body; endoplasmic reticulum membrane. Gene Ontology annotation, biological process: maintenance of protein localization in endoplasmic reticulum; positive regulation of cilium assembly. NCBI's taxonomy places the organism in Eukaryota, Metazoa, Chordata, Actinopteri, Perciformes, Percidae. Bases 99 to 1910 code for a protein of 603 amino acids. The record is from RefSeq and is a predicted model, not a curated record.
AAUCAGUGGGAGAGUGGGGCGGGCCAUGCCUUUCCUAUUCCUUCGCCAUCCUAGGUAAACAAUUUGGUGCACAGGGCUACUGGGCUGCCAAAGUAAAGAUGGCGGACUUGUCGGGGACCGAUCUGUCAGAGGAGAAAGACGCCGAAAUUGAGCUAAAGAAAAGACAGAAAAGACCGUGGGAUGAUUUGCACAAGUCCGGUAAAAUCGGUAUAUCUCCUGAACUGCCAGAAACGUUGGGAUUUUACGAUAUAAGCUCUGUCAGGAGGGAGCAGCGGGAGCACCCAGCAGAUCCGUCGUUGACUCGCUUCAUUGGCGCAGAGCUCACCAGAGGCUACUUCCUGGAACACAAUGAGGCAAAGUACACCGAGCGCAGAGAGAGAGUUUACACAUUCCUGCGUAUUCCCAAGGAGCUUGAGAAGCUGAUGACCUUUGGCUUCUUCCUGUGUGUGGACGCAUUCCUGUACGUCUUCACUCUGCUGCCCCUCAGGGUGCUGCUGGCCGUGCUCCGCCUCCUCACGCUGCCAUGCUGUGGCUUCAGGGCACGCACAUGCCCCUACUGCAGGAGAAGCAGCGGGUCUCGGCUGCUGCAGCCAGCGCAGGUAUGUGACGUGCUGAAGGGUCUGAUCAUGGUGCUGUGCUUCUCCAUGAUGCAUUAUGUCGAUUACUCCAUGAUUUACCACCAGAUCAGAGGGCAGUCUGUCAUCAAACUCUACAUCAUCUACAACAUGUUGGAGGUAGCCGACCGCCUCUUCUCCUCCUUCGGUCAAGACAUCCUCGACGCUCUCUACUGGACGGCCACAGAACCCAAAGAACGGAAAAGAGACAGUAUAGGAGUCAUUCCUCACUUCUUCAUGGCUGUCUUUUACGUCUUCCUCCAUGCCAUCCUCAUCAUGGUCCAAGCCUCCACACUGAACGUCGCCUUCAACUCACACAACAAGUCCCUGCUCACCAUCAUGAUGUCCAACAAUUUUGUGGAGAUCAAAGGAAGUGUGUUCAAGAAAUUUGAGAAGAACAACUUAUUCCAAAUGUCAAACAGUGAUAUCAAGGAACGGUUCACCAGCUACGUUCUCCUGCUCAUCGUUUGUCUAAGGAACAUGGAGCAGUUUGCAUGGAAACCAGACCACCUGUGGGUGUUGUUCCCUGAUGUCUUCAUGGUCGUCACCUCUGAAGUUGCGGUUGACUUCAUUAAACAUGCUUUCAUCACCAAAUUUAAUGACAUCACUGCAGACGUGUACAGUGAAUACAGGGCCAGUUUGGCUUUCGAUCUUCUUAGUAGUCGACAGAAGAACGCUUGUACAGACUACAGUGACUCAGUGGCCCGGAGGAUGGGCUUCAUUCCUCUGCCUUUGGCUGUUCUGCUCAUCCGAGUGGUAAUGAGUUCGAUAAAGGUGCAGGGAGCUCUUUCAUACACGUGUGUGUUCCUCUUUUAUCUCGGGCUGGUUACACUUAAAGUGUUGAACAGUAUUGUGCUGCUGGGGAAGUCGUGUGUUUACGUCAAAAGGGCCAACAUGGAGGACAAACUGUUUGAGAGGCCAUCCACCACUCCAUCCUCCUCGGGGAAAAACCCCAACAAAGCUGACCAGGCCAGUUGUCCCACACCUUCAGGUGAAUCUAAGAUGGAGCAGAACCCAGUCACACCCUGCAGCCCACCACUAUGUUCCUCCUCCUCUGUGACCACCCAGCCAACUCCCAGGAGUGACUUGUUUCCUCCCCUGCCCACUGAUCCGUCUCCUGCUGCUCUAGCUAGCCGCCCUUCAACUCCACCGCCUGAACCUGAACAGCCUGCACCUUCACUCUCCAAAGAAGAGGAGUGCGAAGUACAAGGAGCCUCUGACCUGAAGCACAGGACUCCCAAAAAAGACCUGCUGGAGAUUGACCGUUUCACAAUCUGUGGUAACCGCAUCGACUGACCAGCGGCAGCCGCUGAUGUAGUGAUUAACCACUCAGGAAAGACGGAGAGCAAAUGGCCCGUCAGCCCAGCUCUCCUGGCCAACAGCAGCAGAAAGCUGAGUAUUUAUUAAAGUCAGUAAGUUAUUGUGAACAUAGACGAUCCUGCUGUUGUUGAAGCCUGAAGUCGAGAAGUUUGGCAAAGAAAACUUCAGCUGGCUGAUAAACAGUGGAAGAGAGAAAGUGUGAGUGUGGAAGCUCAGUGGUGUGAACUGUCACGUUAGUGUUAGUGUGUGUGAGGGUGAGGAUGUUUAAGUAUUUGGAGUGAGUGAGCGUGCGUUCGUGCCUGUGUGAGAAACAGUAUGUGAGAGCACACAAGCACUUCCUGUCUGAGCAGCACUGGGACCAGAAAGAGAGAAACUUCUCAGUUUACUCAUCAGCCAAAAAAAAACAGACUUUUACAUUAAAUGUAAUACCUGAAUCAUUCUUUAUUGCUUCAAGUGUUUCCUCUUUUACCUGAUUAAAAAAAAAUGUGUGGGUUCUUUUUGUGAAACAUCAGGUGUAAUCCAACAUAUCAACACUUUCCAAAAAAAGAAGUUGCCUUUUUUUUCUUUUUUUUAACAGCAGAGCAUUUAUAAUCAGACACUGAGCUUACUGAAACAAUUUAUCUAAGAAAUUUAUAUCUGGCAAAAAAGUGGAAAGGCAUCUUAGACGUUCCUAUAAUGAUAAUAUACAAUAAUAAUAGACUUGAAGCCAGUGGUUCCCAAUAUGAGGGUCAAGACCUGCAUAAGAUGUCACAAGAUAAAUCUGGUGGGUCACAAGGUGAUAAAUAACCCAGGAAAGCAGGAAAAAAAAAACAUGUAUGUCUCACACACAAAAGAAAAUUUCAGAAUUUUCUUGUGAAUUACUGCAUCAUUUUUUAUCUUUUGGGGGUUCAAAAACUUAAAUGAAAUACUGGACUUUGUAUUUAACAAGGGGUCACAAAUGGACAAUGGUUUGUUUUAAGGGGUCACAAGCCAAAAAGUUUGGGAAACGCAGCAUUUAUAAAAUCAGAGUCAAUGCUGCUCAAGUAAUUACAGCCUAAAGUAGAGCAUUUUGUUUACACAGCCAACAGAUAAAGUCAUUUGCAGCACACAUGGCGCCUUCAGCAACUAAAGGACCUUUCAUUAAAGGAAGCAGUCAGUGCACGACAUGAACACAAGCUGCCAGUCUAAUGUGUGUUUCAGAGGUCCAUUUAAAACUAUGUUGGUUAAUAAUAAAUCCUAAAGAUAAUCUUAAUUUUCUUUUAGGGAACAUUUUUCAAAUUGCUUUAAAUACAGUAUAUUAAACAACAAAUCAUAAUCUGAAAUCAUCUAAUCUUUAGAAAAGUGUUAUCACUUUGCCCCCAAGGAUAAUUACUACAUGACGCAUCCUUCACCAAGUAACCAGUGUCAUUUUAUUACAAAUAUGGUAUUUCAUUUUUCAUUUAUUUUAGUCUUGAGAAUGUUUGCACUUAUGGGCCGUAUUGUCUUAAAUAUGACGGGUCAUGUUUCUCAUUGGACUCUCAAGUAAUCUAAUCUAAUGUUUACAUAUUAGAAAACAGAAGCAAUAUUUCCACAACAAAAUGCCUUUUUUUGCAUGUGUGUUUUACAUUUUGUUGACCUUUGACUGCUAAGAUUGAAAAUGUUCUUUUAUUGCAAUGAAUCAUCUAUAAAUACAACAUGUAACAGACCAUGUAUCAUCCAUGAUAGUUGUAUCAUCCAGCUUUCAUUUAUCACCCAUGUAUGUAAUUGAGUGCAAAAUAUACGGUAAUAUAUCAGUUUUACAAUUCAUUGUCAGGCCAUAACGUUUCAGCAGCUAUGCCAAAUAUUUAAUUUAUGUCAGAACUCAAUGACUUUUGUUAUCUGAUCCAGAGUAGUUCAAAUCAAUGAAUAAAUAGUAUGUUAUGUAGCACUUUAUACUUUGUGCCAUCUUUGCAAAGUUACACUUUGCAUAGAGUUAUUCUACAGCAACAGUUUUGUGCAGCAUGCUGUGUAGUUCUAGCUGAAUUAUACAGACAAAUGCAUUAUUUGUACAAGAUAUAAUUAUUAUCAAACUAAUUGCUGGUAAUUUUUAAAUAAGCUACAACAGGAAUCACUUUUCUUUGAGUUAAAAUGUCUUCACUCCUAAUUUGUUUACUUCUCUGCCUUGUUAAUAACACAAUCAAACACAUGAUACUAACAUAUUUAAAGUUGCUUUGGAAGAAGCUGUCAUGAUGUAAAGUGGAGCCUCAUAGUUUAAGAAGAAACAAGAAAUAUAUAGGCAAACACAUAUCCUGUUGUUCUGUUUUGAAGAAAAAAUGUUGUUUAUAAUGUCCAUUGCCAUUGUAAUAGGGGAGAUAGUUCUAUUUUUUGGAGGCCAGUUGUGAUGUUAUAAUAUUUUAUGCGCAUGAAGUCGGACUCUCCACAGUUCCUUCAUGUGGUUUUGGGAGCUGUCUCGUCUCCACUGGCCUGAGCUCAGUCUUGUUGUGGUCUGGCUCAGAGUCAGAGUGUCUCAAUGGUUCCAUUCUGCAGCGGAGAAGAUCAAUCUGAACCUGACCAAACCACAACUGGACCCAGCUGGGCUCAACCGAGCUAAUGGAGACGAGGCAAAAGUGUUCUUAUGCGAGCUGCGUGGGUCCAGUACACUGCCUGCUUUUUUUCAUCAGUUUGGUUCCUUAUUUGAUUCCUACCUCUGUAUUGUAUGAAAACGCCCCUUUUGGAUAAUAAAAGUUUGUUUCUU